CGUGGUUGCCCGUGAAUUGCUUUUAAAGUCUUCCCUCACUCCCUCUUUUUCCUCUCAUUUUCCCCACGCAUCUCUUCACCACUUCCUCCAUAAAGCAUUCCACCACCACCACCCCCGCCUCCGCCACCGCCGUCGCCACCAGGGUUCAUUUGUUUCCUAUUAUCCAUAACUCCCAUUAUCGAUCUCUUCUCGCAUUUUCCCAAGGCAAAAAACCAAGAAGCUUAGUAUAUUCAAGAGAAUUAUAUUAAUGGCUUCGUUGAUCUCAAGCCUCGAGUCGCAGGAAUUCAACCAGAGGAAGAAGCGAAGAAAACUCACUCACCAAGCGGAGGAUCACGCUCAAAAUGACAAUACGAACAAUCGAAUUAUCGUAAAACCAAGGUGGAAAACCCAAGCAGAGCAGCAGAUCUAUUCCUCCAAGCUUCUCGAAGCUCUCCGCCGAUCUCGCCAGACCUCCUCGACGGCGGCAGUGAAAGGUAGAGAAAUCAGAGAAACUGCCGACAGACUCCUCGCCGUCACUGCAAAAGGCAAGACUCGGUGGAGCCGCGCGAUUCUGGCGGGAAGGCUCAGGAUGAGGAAGGUUAAAAAGGCUAGGAAAGUGAAGGUAACAGGUGAGAACCGGUUGAGGAAGAAGGAGAUGGCGAAGGAGAGCAGUAGGUUACCGGUUGUGGAGGACAGAGUUCGUGUUUUGAGCCGGUUGGUUCCCGGUUGUCAGAAGACAUCGUUUACUAAUCUUUUAGAGGAAGCGGGUGAUUAUAUCGCUGCUUUGGAGAUGCAGGUCAAAGCCAUGACGGCUCUCACAGAGAUUCUCGCCGCCGGUGGGGUCGCUCCGGUUAGGCCCACAAGCUAAGUGAAUAGCGAAUCACAAAUUGUUAGUUAUGCCAGGGAGCUGGAACUCAACUGGGAAUGGAGAGGAGUAGGUAUGCUUGGAGGUCUCAUCCACAGUCAGAGAUCCAAUUACUUUGUUGGUAAAAUAAAUGUUUAUUAAUUAUUAAAUUUACACAUUGAAAUUCACCAAUUUGAAGGUUUUACUUGUAUUAUUAUUAGACAAAAUUGUUGUGGCAGUUGUUUUAAGAUAUUUGAGAGAUAUGGAAGGCAGAAAUAUAAAAAGUAUAUGUAUAGUUCCAAAAGCAGUCUAGUCCCUAGUGAGACCAACACGCCCUCAUGUCAUGUGGCUUAAUGGCCCUACUUUCAACUCUUUCCACCUCUCUCCCAUCCACUAAAUAAAACCCUAGCCUUCACAUGCCUCUCCCUUUUCUUUCUAGCGUUUGCUUAUACAUGCUAUAUCUACGAUUAAAUAGGUGUACAUAUAUAUAUACAUAUAAAAAAUUUUCAUUAAUCAUAAACAAACCACCAUUGAAAUUUUGAGUUUAUUUUUAA
Manihot esculenta (cassava) is the source of this 1377-nucleotide messenger RNA. Its product is annotated as transcription factor bHLH149. The record is from RefSeq and is a predicted model, not a curated record. Gene Ontology annotation, biological process: regulation of DNA-templated transcription. Bases 248 to 847 code for a protein of 199 amino acids. The transcript has 3 exons. NCBI's taxonomy places the organism in Eukaryota, Viridiplantae, Streptophyta, Magnoliopsida, Malpighiales, Euphorbiaceae. Gene Ontology annotation, molecular function: protein dimerization activity.